CCCCUUCGCUGGCUGGUCGCUCGCUUUGCUGUCUUUUAGGCUUCGCGGUAGAUGAGCGCAUGGCUGCGCAGGCUGGUCGCCACCGGCCACCAACGCUCGGAGGAGGACUAUGAGCUGCUCCCGUCCAACAGCGCAGGCUCGCCAGCGAGCGCGUUCAACAAGAAUCGACGGCGUUCGGCGCGAUCGCUGCUCUAUGCUUGUCUACAUCUGUUUACUGUUCGAAGGAUUGCUGUUGCGCUCGUGUCGAUACCGCUCUUGAUGGUCGUCGGCGUGCUGUGGUCGGGCGUCCCACCGAGUUACGAGGAUAUCAGGCUCUUUGAGAGGAACCUGCCGCAGCAUAACGUGUCGGCUGCGGUGGUGAAUGCUAGGACAGGCAACGAGCCGAAGUAUCUGAGGUUCCCGGGGCAUCUAUGGGGGCAUGGGUUGAACAACAUCUUGCAAGAAAUCCUCUUGAUGUCACAGCUCGCGUACCUAUCAAACCGCUCGUACGUCUUCGAAGACUACGUGUGGUCAAAACUCCCCUUUCCGUACACCAUCUACGACUUCGCGCUACGACCAACGCGCAUGCCCAUCAACGCAUUCAUCUCGGGGCCUAGCGCCGGCGGGCCCAUGUCCGGCCCCCAAGCGGUGAGUUCGGAGUUCUGGGACUCCGUCUGUCCAAAGGAGAAGCGGCGGAUUAUCACCACGGAAGGAGCGCCGCCGAGCAAGGGGACGGACGGCAGCGUGCUGAUGGACUGGUGGGUGCAGCGGCUCGCGAAGGUCGAGGAUAGCUGCGUCGAGAUAGAGCAGGAUUCGCUAACAGACCCUAUAUUCGACAAAUACCUCUUCGGCGGGAAGGAAAUCCUUUCACUGUGGCCAGGUCUCUCCGCCUCCCCCAUCCUCACCGAUUUCAUGUGGUCCCCCCUCGUACACUCCGCAAUCUUCCGAAACUUCCCGAUCCUCCAACCAUACUCCGCCAAGGUUCUCUAUGACUCUUCCACCUCGGGGGUCCUCCCUGGGCUCGUCGCCGUACACCUCCGCCGUGGCGACUUCAAACGGCACUGCGCGCGUCUCGCCGGCUGGAACUCGGAAUAUAUGGGCCUCAACCAGUUCCCGUCGCUGCCGGACAAGUUCGAUCCCACGCCGUAUAUCAACACGACUCGCGAGGACGAGAAGACGGAGUACUACUUCGAGCACUGCCUACCGACGACGGAGCAGAUUGUCGAGCGGCUACGUAAGGUGCGGGAGGACCACCCGAGCUUGAGCCGCGUCUACCUCCUCACGAACGGGUGGGGCUGGUGGCUUAACGGGCUCAAGGACGCGCUGCGCGAGGAUGGAUGGGCGGACGCGACAAGUUCGCUUGACAUUCAGCUCGACGCUGCGCAGAGCUACGUCGGUAUGGCCGUUGACAUGGCCAUUGCUGAAAAGGCGGAGGUGUUCGUAGGGAAUGGGUUUUCGAGUCUGUCAUCGAACGUGGUCAUGUUGCGUAUGGCGAAGGGCCUGGAGCCGGCGUCCAAUCGGUUCCUGUAGAGUCGUUAUGUUUUCUGCAUCGCAUUGUAUCAAUAAGUUAUGUACGGAUCCCGAUACCAGCUAUAAUAUCACUAUGUACAUUC
This is a messenger RNA of Gloeophyllum trabeum ATCC 11539, 1592 nucleotides long. RefSeq lists its product as uncharacterized. Bases 52 to 1509 code for a protein of 485 amino acids. The transcript has 4 exons. The record is from RefSeq and is a predicted model, not a curated record. NCBI's taxonomy places the organism in Eukaryota, Fungi, Basidiomycota, Agaricomycetes, Gloeophyllales, Gloeophyllaceae.